This is a messenger RNA of Triticum turgidum subsp. durum (durum wheat), 2775 nucleotides long. NCBI's taxonomy places the organism in Eukaryota, Viridiplantae, Streptophyta, Magnoliopsida, Poales, Poaceae. The record is from the annotation of a GenBank genome assembly.
AUGGAUCUGCUGCCUCCAAUUAGUGCGUCUCUGGGCGCUAUGGGCUCCCUUUACGGGAAGCUCGAUGCGUUCCUGGACACCGAACUCAAGGAUGAGAUCCGGGAACUUGGAUCCCGGCUGCUGAAGCUCGCCAAGGCACAAGAUCUUCCGGUUACAGCGAGGAUAUGGAUGAAGGAGGUACGCGAUCUAUCCUAUGAUAUGAUCAACUGUGUCGACACCGAUGCAGAUUGGAUCGAUAAGAUGUCACGAAUAUUCAAGCCACGCGUGAAGGAGGCCAAUGGACGGUACGACAGAUACAAGCUUGAGAGCGUCCCCAGCCGCCGUAUGAAUAUCGUUCCGAUCCCAACGGUGGUUGGCGAUCGGAAACCAGACAUCGGCCUCCAUGCCAAGGGCGGCGUGGUUGAUAGGCUCUGCAGAACUCUUACCGAUGGGGAUGAGCAGCUCAAGGUGCUAUCCAUUGUGGGUGUUGGAGGAAUCGGCAAGACCACGCUUGCCAAACAGCUAUGGCGGGAGCACAAACCGGGGGACUACUUCGACUGCCGAGCUUUUGUGCGGACGGCCAAGAAACCUGACAUGAGGAGGAUCCUGAGGAGCAUACUCGCACAAGUUCGUCCGCACCAACCACCCGACGCUAAUGAGGUGCACGACCUCAUUCAUGACCUCACCGAGCAUCUGAAGGAUAAAAGGUACUUCAUUAUAAUUGAUGACUUAUGGGAUACAUCAGUAUGGGAUGUUGCAGCCCACGCUUUCCCGAAGGGUAAUCAUGGCAGCCGGAUAAUAGCAACAACGGAAAUUGAGGAUGUAGCUCUUGCAUGCUGUAGUUAUCAGUCCAAGUACAUGGUUAAGAUGGAACCUCUUAGCGAGAGUCACUCGAAAGAGUUGUUCACAAGUGCAGUGUUUGGCUCUGGAGAACAACAUUCUUGCCACGUAAAUGAAGUGCCAGACGAGAUUAUAAGAAGAUGUGCUGGUUUACCACAGGCAAUUAUCAGCAUAUCCAGUAUCCUAGCAAGCUAUGGGGAAGCCAAUACAGUAGAGAACUGGGAGCAAAUACAAAACUGUUUGCCAACAAAUACAACUUCUGAUGAGAUACUGAAAGAAGUACUGAUUUUUUGCUACAAAAGUCUUCCCAGUUGUGCUCAGACAUGUCUGUUGUAUCUUAGUAUGUACCCGGAGAAUUACUUAAUCUUGAAGGAAGAUAUAAUGAAGCAAUGGGUGGCCGAAGGUUUCAUCCGUGCGCCAACAGAGAAAGAAAAAAUGGAAGUUGCUGGGAGCUAUUUUGAUAUGCUUGUUAAUAUGGGCAUGAUCCAACAUAUAGACAUAGACUAUAGCGAUGAGGUUUUGUACUAUGCGGUGCAUCACAUGGUACAUGAUAUUAUUACAUCUAAGUCCAUAGAAGAGAAUUUUGUCACUGUAAUAGAUUAUUCUCAAAGGACGGUACGGUUUUCUAACAAGGUUAGUCGUCUGUCCCUCCAGUUCGGCGGUGCAACAUAUGCAACUACACCAGCACGUAUUGGACAGUCGCAAGUACGAUCUCUUGCUUAUAAUGGACUGGUGAGCUGCUUGCCUUCCAUAUCAGAGUUUAAGCUUCUUCGAUUUCUGAUCCUCCAUAUUUGGGCUGAUCAACCAAGCACAGGCGUAAACCUCAGGCGUAUCUCUGAAUUGCUUCUGUUGAGAUAUUUGCAAGUCACAUGCAAUGACACCGUACAGCUGCCAGAUCAGUUGCAGGGUUUAAAACUGUUGGAAACACUUGAAAUAAAUGCAAGAGUAGCAGCUAUUCCAUCGGAUAUUGUUCAUCUUCAGAGCUUGUUGCACCUCCGUCUCGGAGGUGGGACAGAACUCCCCGAUGUGACUGGCAUCCUAAAAAGUGUCACCCUGAAUCCUCCUCCUAGUUCUUCGGGCAGGACAAUUUCAUUGGAUGGCUCGGGCAGUCCUCCUGAGUCAGUGAAGACAAUCGAGUUGCUGCCUCCCAUUUGUAGAAUCCCCAAGUGGAUUGGAAGGCUUACCAAACUCUGCGUUCUGAAAAUUGUUGUGAGAGAAUUGCUAAUGGAUGACAUCAGUAACCUUCAGGGAUUGUCAGCCCUCACUGUUCUUGCGUUGUACGUCCAGCAACGAACUACAGAACAAAUCAGCUUUGCAACGGGAGCACUCGCUGCUCUAGAGUAUUUUGAGUUCGGGUGUGGUGUAUUACACCUGUCUUUUGCGGAAGGAGCAAUGCCCAAUCUUCAGAGGAUGAAGCUAGGUUUCAAUGCCCACAGAGGAGAUCAGUAUGGUUGUUUGCUUUUCGGCAUUGAGCACCUGUCAAACGUCCAGGAGAUUGUUGGAGUAAUUGGGUCAACUGCUGGUGCCGAGGAACAUGACUUGCAGGCUGCAGAGUCUGCAUUCAAGAUCGCCAUUGGUGAGCAUCCUAGUAAUGUCAGCUUAAAAGCAUCAUACGUUGUUGAGGAGUAUGGCCCUCUAGAAAAACAGCAUUCGGUCCGAGGGAAGGACCCGUCCACAUCAAGUGAACUAUCUGGAAGUCAAAAACAAGAGUCUGAGGAAGCUAUAAAGCAAAAGGCCGAUAACAACUCCCAGUCAAUUAACUGGAGAAGUCACAACAAGGAACAUGAAAGCGUGGAGUCAUGGAAUGACACGCAGUCGUCAAUGCAGAAGGUUGUUCCUCAUGAAGCAAUUGAUAGUGAUGAUGAUCCUGACGGUGUUGUGAUUUUAGCACCAUUUGAAAAGAAUAAACAGGCAGUUGGAUAUCCUCUGGGUUGGCCAAAGCAUGUGAAGGACUAG